Messenger RNA from Prunus armeniaca (apricot), 2004 nucleotides. NCBI's taxonomy places the organism in Eukaryota, Viridiplantae, Streptophyta, Magnoliopsida, Rosales, Rosaceae. The record is from the annotation of a GenBank genome assembly.
AUGGCUCAGAACAAGGGAGCAGAAAAUGGAGGGUUUCGCUUCACGAGGACAGGAAGCAUGGGACGCCAGGGGCUACCGAAGAUCCAAACCCACCAUGAGGCCACGUCGGAGGUUUGCCACGAUGACAGCGGGACGCCGGUGAAGGCGAAGACCAUCGACGAGCUUCAUUCUCUUCAGAAGAAGAAGUCGUCGCAGCCCACCACGCCCAUCAACGGGACGCAGGGAGCUUUUGCCGCCAUUUCUGAAGAGGACCGGCAGAAGCAGCAGCUGCAGUCGAUCAGUGCGUCUUUGGCGUCGCUGACGAGGGAGACGGGGCCCAAGGUGGUGAAGGGGGACCCAGCGAGUAAAUCGGAGGGCCAGAAGGCGACGCAUGUGGAGCAUCAUCUGUACGACGCUUCCCUCUUUGGCGUUAGUGAUAGUGCCCUCAAGUUUACCCACAUCCUCUACAAUCUCUCUCCUGCUGAAUUGUACGAGCAAGCUAUCAAGUACGAGAAAGGUUCUUUUAUAACAGCAACUGGUGCCUUGGCCACAUUGUCUGGAGCAAAGACUGGUCGUUCACCGAGAGACAAACGAGUGGUGAAAGAUGAAGAAACCGAAAAUGAGCUUUGGUGGGGAAAGGGCUCACCCAACAUUGAAAUGGACGAGCACACUUUCUUAGUGAACAGAGAAAGAGCUGUAGAUUACUUGAAUUCCUUGGACAAGGUAUAUGUGAACGAUCAGUUUCUCAACUGGGAUCCAGAACACCGAAUCAAAGUUCGGAUUGUAUCUGCAAGAGCUUACCACUCCCUCUUUAUGCAUAACAUGUGCAUCCGCCCUACUCCUGAAGAGCUGUUGGAAUUUGGUACUCCGGACUUCACAAUCUACAAUGCCGGGCAGUUCCCGUGUAACCGUUACACCCACUACAUGACUUCCUCCACUAGCGUAGACCUCAAUCUUUCUAGGAGGGAAAUGAUCAUUCUUGGCACCCAGUAUGCUGGGGAAAUGAAGAAAGGCCUGUUCAGUGUCAUGCACUAUCUCAUGCCUAAGCGUCAAAUCUUGUCCCUACACUCCGGCUGCAAUAUGGGGAAAGAUGGGGAUGUUGCCCUUUUCUUUGGCUUGUCAGGCACUGGGAAGACGACUCUGUCUACAGAUCAUAAUAGGUAUUUAAUUGGAGAUGAUGAGCACUGCUGGAGCAACAAUGGUGUGUCAAACAUUGAAGGUGGUUGCUAUGCCAAGUGCAUUGAUUUGUCAAAGGACAAGGAGCCAGAUAUUUGGAAUGCUAUCAAAUUUGGGACUGUUGUGGAGAAUAUUGUGUUCGAUGAGCAUACUCGAGAGGUGGAUUACUCUGAAAAAUCUGUUACUGAGAACACUCGGGCAGCAUAUCCUAUAGAAUACAUACCAAAUGCGAAAAUACCAUGUGUUGGCCCCCAUCCGAAAAAUGUCAUCCUUCUGGCAUGUGAUGCAUUUGGUGUGCUCCCACCUGUGAGCAAGUUGAGCUUGGCACAAACUAUGUACCAUUUCAUCAGCGGCUACACUGCUUUGGUGGCUGGAACAGAGGAUGGUAUUAAGGAGCCGCAAGCUACAUUCUCAGCAUGCUUUGGUGCAGCGUUUAUAAUGAUGCAUCCCACAAGGUAUGCAGCAAUGUUGUCUGAAAAGAUGCAGAAGCACGGCGCCACUGGAUGGCUUGUUAAUACAGGCUGGUCUGCAGGAAGGUAUGGAACAGGUAACCGUAUCAAAUUAGCCUAUACCAGGAAGAUUAUCGAUGCUAUUCACUCGGGCACGCUUUUGAAUGCAAGCUACACCAAGACUGAAGUAUUUGGUCUUGAGAUCCCUACUGAGAUUGAGGGUGUACCUUCAGAAAUUCUGGAUCCAAUAAACACUUGGUCAGACAAAAAAGCCUACAAAGACACACUGCUUCAACUAGGUGGUCUGUUCAAGAAGAACUUUGAGGUAUUCUUGAAUCACAAGAUUGGAAAGGACAACAAGCUCACAGAGGAAAUUCUUGCAGCGGGUCCAAAUUUUUAA